Messenger RNA from Pyrgilauda ruficollis (rufous-necked snowfinch), 2051 nucleotides. RefSeq names its product RAS like family 12 (gene RASL12). Gene Ontology annotation, molecular function: GTP binding; GTPase activity. The transcript has 6 exons. The record is from RefSeq and is a predicted model, not a curated record. NCBI's taxonomy places the organism in Eukaryota, Metazoa, Chordata, Aves, Passeriformes, Passeridae. The coding region runs from base 184 to 999 and encodes 271 amino acids.
GCUGUGCUCCCCCCGCAGUCCCUCGGGGCCGGUCCAGGGGCCGUAUCCUGUGGUCCCGGGCAUCGAGCCCUAUCCCAAAUGGCUGUGAUCACCAUGGCAACGCUGACUUCAGCCUCCGCCACCUACUCAGGCUCAGAGCCACUGGGUGCCGGCUGAUGGAUUGGUACGGGCACCGGACCGAGGAUGUCCUCGAUGUUCGGCAAACCCCGAGCCAGCAGCGAGCGGCCGCCCCAGAGUCCCCUCCCCGAGUGCAACGUGGCCAUCCUGGGGUGCAGAGGGGCCGGCAAGUCAGCUCUGACCGUGAAGUUUCUAACCAAGAGGUUCAUCAGUGAAUAUGAUCCCAACUUGGAGGACACCUACUCCUCGGAGGAGCUGGUGGACCAGCAGCCUGUGCUCUUGAAGGUGAUGGACACUGCUGACCAGGAUGGCCCUGGGAACUGCGAGCGCUACCUGUGCUGGGCCAGCGCCUUCCUGGUUGUCUACAGCAUCGACAACAGGAAAAGCUUCGAGGGCUGCCAGCGCUACCUCGAGGUGCUCGCCCUGCACGCGCGGGGCUGCCAGCGCCGCUGCCCCGUGCUCCUGCUGGGAAACAAGCUGGACAUGGAGCAGUACAGGCAGGUGCUCUCAGCAGAAGGGAUGUCCCUGGCCAGCAGGUUCGGGUGCCUCUUCCACGAGGUGUCGGCAUGCCAGGACUUCGCUCGGGUGCAGCACGUCUUCCACGAGGCCGUGCGGGAGGUGCGGCGCCAGGCGGAGUGGAACCUUCCCGUGCGGCCACUCUUCAUCUCCGAGGAGCGGCCCUGCCCGCCCGUGGCCACGCCGGUGGCCCUGCCCACGCACCACAGCUUGGCCACCUGCACCUUCAACACCCUCUCCCCCGUCAGCUACAAGGAGAUCCCCUCAGUGGCCCAGGCCAAGCUGGUCACCGUCAAGUCCUCGCGGGCUCAGAGCAAAAGGAAGGCUCCCACGCUCACCUUGCUGAAAGGCUUCAAGAUAUUUUAGGACACAUCCCUGUGGGCUGCAGAGAGGGAGGAGAGAGACCCUCAUCUGUCCCCCCAGCUCCACAGAAGCUGGGACCUUCCAUGAUGGAUUCACAGGCACUGCAGCAGCUGCUGGCAGAUGGUGGCCCCGGUCUCUGUGCCGGGGCAAAGCCAGCAGUGGCAACUUGGCGAGGAGGCAGAGUGCCAAGGGUCUGACACGGGCUGUGGCAUCGCUCUGCCUGCCCCUGCCCGGGGCUGCUGUGGUGUUUGCACCCUGUUCUGCCACUGCCGCUGGGGCCAGCCCAGUUUUCUGUGAGGAUGCAGCAGCUCCCAGAGGAGGCAGAGCUGUGGAUACCAUUGGCAGGGGAAGGGCCAACCCCAUGGCCACAGCCAGCUUGGACACCUGGCCCACAACUACAGGAGCCCAGGAAUGGGGAACUAAUCAUUAAUCCAGCAUGGAGGCACCCAUCUCAUUCAUCCCACAGGUCCCCGACUAAGCAAUAAGUAGGAGGAAUUUUUAUUUUUUUUUAAAUCCAGAUAAAAAAGGUGCAGAUACUGUUUCAGCUGCUUAAAGGCCUCAGGUGACCUGAAAUUGAUACCUACACAUCAACCUAAGUCACACCAAAAUUGCUGCUUUUUUGCUCAACUUUUUACACUAUAGCAUCCCUUUCCAAAGGCUUUGCAAAGAGAUGAUUUGCUGACAAGGACAUGGUCUGCAAAGCCUGUGUUUAAAAGAUUGAUGCAUUUCCAAUAAUGUCUUAAAUUAUUUCAUGGCUUCUACGUGUGCCCAGUGAAGGACACAAAGGAAAUCCUGGAGCAGACCAGGCUCUACCUGUGCCCCAGCCAGCAUCAAGGGCUGGAUGUUUGGUUUCAGGUGCUCCAUCAGAUUAAAUGUUCUGCUUCUCCCUGGAGUUGCAGUUACUUUGCAGAGUAAAAUAUCUAUGUGUAUAUUUGUACAUAUAUAUAUACAAAUAUAUAUAUAUAUGACCUUACUGACAGAGAGAUGCAAUAUGGCAUUUUGAUCAACCACUUUGGAAAGUAUUUUAAUAAAGAGGAUUCUGAAAAGAAUAAAAA